Molecule: messenger RNA, 462 nt
Organism: Colletotrichum chrysophilum
Lineage: Eukaryota; Fungi; Ascomycota; Sordariomycetes; Glomerellales; Glomerellaceae
Exons: 2
Coding region: 1-462 (153 amino acids)
Source: RefSeq, a predicted model, not a curated record
AUGCGUGCCUCUUCAUUCAUUGCUCUCCUUUCCGCGACCUUCGCCGCCGCCGCUCCCAGCCCAGCUCCCUCCGGCGAUGCUGAGUCUUACGUUCUCGCCGGCCCGCUCCCCUUUGAGGAGCUCAAGGCUGAGGUCGCCAAGCUCAAGUCCGACGACGAGUCCAACGUCGCCCGUAGCUUGAACAAGCGUAUUUGUGAGGGCGUAUACAUGUGCGACCUCGACAACUUCGGCGGCGAAUGUUACUACGGAUGCUACCCCAUUAGCGUCGCUAUAUACCCUGACUCUUACUGGGUUUCCCGUAUUAGUUCGGUUGGACCUGAUUCAGGCGGGUGGUGCGAUUUCUAUGGCGGCAACGCAUGUGAGGCAACUCGCUUCUCUCACCAGAUCUUCAGAAACCCCGGCGGCAACUUGGCCGCUGGCAUCAGCAACAACAUGGGAUGCUUCUACUGCAACCCCAACUAA